AUGUCUUAUGAGGUAUCUGCGGUGCGACCCAGCUCGGUGUCGUCUGGCGGCGGAGCGAUCGUCACGGUGGACGGGGCUGGGUUCGACCCGGAGCCAGGCGCCACCGCUGUCACCAUCGGAGGCGCCGCCUGCCGCGUGCUGACGGCCACCUCCACGCGGCUGACGUGUGCCGCGCCCCCCGAGAGUGACACCGCCGCCCAGACACAGGGCGGCUCCGGCCUGCUGUACGAGCUGUGGCUGGACGCCGAGGUCAGUGACCUCGGUGACCUGUCCGCGCUGACCCCUGACUCGGACGGGUACCACUCGGAGGUACUGCUCGGCGCUGCCGUCACCAACAACUCGUUCGGCCAGGCGGCUGCGGAGGGGAGCAGGUUCGUCGGGCGUCUGGGCGGCUGGCUGCGGGCGCCGCACGCCGGCCAGUACGUGCUGACCCUGAGGUCAGACGGCGCCGGCCAGCUGCGCACCGGACCGGCGCCCGGCGAACUGGAGACGACCCCAGUGGUGGAGACCAGCGGCAACUUUGAGAGCGUACAAAAGUCCGCCCUGAUCAACAUGACCGAUGGACAGCUGACCUAUUUUGAGGCCACUCACAAGGAAGGCUCGUCGGCGGGCGGGUACCGUCUGCAGGUGGGUCUGAUCGACUACCAGACCCCGGUGACCCGGGACCAGACCACCGCAGCCACCACCGACUCACAGACCAUCUACAUCAAGGGAGACCUCCGUCUCGAACAGCAGGUUCUGUCGUUCGAGGGUGUGCCGUCAGCCGCUCUGAGCUCGGUGCAGCUCGAGUACAACGGCGUCCUGUCGCAGACUCCGGUCGAUGCCAACACAGCCACAAACGAAACGUGGAGGACAGCCGUGGAGAAUAUGUUCGCGGCGCAGUGCGCGUACGCCGCCAUGGACCAGGCCUGGGUGCGGAGCUAUGAGGAACAAUCCCCGCCAACCGGCUCCGAAACAGGAACGCGGCAGAGCGAGGCCGUUGAGCCGUGGUGCGGCUCCUGGGUGCUGUACAAGCCCUGGAACAAACUGUGGAGGGCCGGCACAGACCAGGAGAUCCGGCUGCCCCGACACCGCUGGUCGCUGUCUGUUGUCUGUUUCCACAGUUCUGUCUAG
Molecule: messenger RNA, 1113 nt
Organism: Amphibalanus amphitrite
Lineage: Eukaryota; Metazoa; Arthropoda; Thecostraca; Balanomorpha; Balanidae
Product: fibrocystin-L-like
Exons: 10
Coding region: 1-1113 (370 amino acids)
Source: RefSeq, a predicted model, not a curated record